GCGGCGGAGCCCGAUCCGCGGCCCGAGCGGAGCCGGAGAACGGCGGCGGCGGCACCAUGACCCUGGGCAGCUGCUGCUGCGAGAUCAUGUCCUCCGAGAGCUCCCCGGCCGCGCUGUCCGAGGCCGACGCAGACAUAGACGUGGUGGGCGGCGGCGGCAGCGGUGGGGGGGAGCUCCCUGCCCGCUCCGGGCCCCGCGCCCCCCGGGACGUGCUCCCGCACGGCCCCGAGCCUCCCCGGGAGGAAGCCGAGGCCGACGCGGCGGAGGACGAAGACGAGUCGGGCGGCUGCUCGGACGGCGAGCCCCGCGCGCUCGCGUCUCGGGGGGCGGCGGCCGCCGCGGGAAGCCCGGGAGCCGGGGCGGCGGCGGCGGCGGCCCGGGGCGCGGCGGGGCCGGGGUCGGGAGCGCCGUCGGGGGGCGCGGCGACGCGGAGCCCGCUGGUGAAGCCACCCUACUCGUACAUCGCACUCAUCACCAUGGCCAUCCUGCAGAGUCCCAAGAAGCGGCUGACGCUGAGCGAGAUCUGCGAGUUCAUCAGCGGCCGCUUCCCCUACUACCGGGAGAAGUUCCCCGCCUGGCAGAACAGCAUCCGCCACAACCUCUCGCUCAACGACUGCUUCGUCAAGAUCCCCCGGGAGCCGGGCAACCCGGGCAAGGGCAACUACUGGACGCUGGACCCAGAGUCGGCCGACAUGUUCGACAACGGCAGCUUCCUGCGGCGCCGCAAGCGCUUCAAGCGGCAGCCGCUCCCGCCGCCGCACCCGCACCCGCACCCGCACCCCGAACUGCUGCUGCGCGGCGGGGCCGCGGCCGCCGGGGAUCCCGGCGCCUUUCUGCCGGGCUUCGCCGCUUACGGCGCCUACGGCUACGGCUACGGCUUGGCGCUCCCGGCCUAUGGCGCGCCCCCGCCGGGCCCGGCCCCGCACCCACACCCCCACCCGCACCCUCACGCCUUCGCUUUCGCCGCCGCCGCUGCGCCCUGCCAGCUGUCGGUGCCCGCCGGCCGCGCCGCCGCGCCGCCCCCCGGACCUCCGACGGCCUCGGUGUUCGCGGGCGCAGCCUCGGCGCCGGCGCCAGCCCCGGGCACAGGGUCAGGCCCGGGCCCCGCAGGCCUGCCCGCCUUCCUGGGCGCGGAGCUGGGCUGCGCCAAAGCCUUUUACCCCGCGUCGCUGAGCCCGCCCGCCGCGGGCACGGCGGCGGGCUUGUCCUCCGCACUCCUGCGCCAGGGCCUCAAGACUGACGCGGGAGGCUGCGCGGGCGGCGCGGGCGCCGGGCCGGGGCAGCGGCCUUCCUUCUCCAUAGACCACAUCAUGGGCCACGGCGGCGGUGGCGGCGGCGGGGCCGCACCCCCGGGCGGGGGCGAGCGCUCCCCGGGAUCGCCGUUCGCCGCGGCGGGGCCUGGGGGUCAAGCCCAGGUCUUGGCCAUGUUGACUGCCCCGGCCCUGGCUCCAGUGGCCGGCCACAUUCGCCUCUCGCACCCUGGGGACGCCCUGCUCUCUUCGGGGCCCCCGUUCGCCGGCAAAGUCGCCAGCCUCGGUGGCUGCCACUUCUGACCGCGUCGGGCUCCGGCCAGCCAGGCCCGCACUCCCCAGCGCCUCCCGGAGCGGCCGCGGUCCCCGCGGAACUCAGGGAGUCUAUUUAUGAAGCGUCUCCAGACCCGGCCCGGCGCAGGACUCGGCCCUACAGGCUCCGCGCCCCGGAUCAAGCCAAGAGUUGGGACGAAGCGGGCUCCAUCCAUCGCUCAGGGAGAAGCCCGGGACCCCACGACCAGGUCGCCCGCUGCGACCGCCGCCGGCCAGUUUGGAGCAGGCCGCGGGGCUGGAGGAGGCUCACGGCGCCCAGCCCCUGCGCCCCUCCGCUGCCCCGGGAGGAAGAAGGCUCUCCGGAGAGACGGCCGCCCAGGCCCUGCGGAUUCCGGGAUUCUGCCAGAAGCACCCCAGACGCACGGAGGUCCCCCUUUCUGCCUCUCGAGCACCCCUUUCCCGACUCGGAGGCUCUGCUCAGCCAAUAUUAUAAUUUAAAGACACCUAUUAACCGCUUUGUGCAUAGAAGAAAAUUUCAACUCCCCCCACCCCUUGGUAUUCUCCAAGGAAGUUCAUUCUUUCUGAAGCCUAGAGAAAUGUCUACACAGGCGAAGCUGAAUCCAGAGGUGAAGCAAGGGGUCUCGACACCCUUUGCGAUGCCUCGGAUACCUCUUCAUGGAGGAAAAUCUGUCCUCUUUUGUGUUGGGGUGCUUUGAAGGAACUUGCCUCUUUCCCCCGUGGCCGGCUGGGUCCAGCCAUCCCAAGCCUGCAGCCCCUCAGCGUUCAGCUCUGCCCCAGCCCUGGGAUAUUUAUUGUAGCUAAAGGC
Sorex araneus (European shrew) is the source of this 2349-nucleotide messenger RNA. It is a transcript of the gene FOXD2, whose product is annotated as forkhead box D2. Gene Ontology annotation, biological process: cell differentiation; anatomical structure morphogenesis; regulation of transcription by RNA polymerase II. Gene Ontology annotation, molecular function: DNA-binding transcription factor activity, RNA polymerase II-specific; RNA polymerase II cis-regulatory region sequence-specific DNA binding. Bases 57 to 1553 code for a protein of 498 amino acids. The transcript has a single exon. Lineage: Eukaryota; Metazoa; Chordata; Mammalia; Eulipotyphla; Soricidae. The record is from RefSeq and is a predicted model, not a curated record.